This is a messenger RNA of Manis pentadactyla (Chinese pangolin), 5846 nucleotides long. RefSeq names its product leucine rich glioma inactivated 1 (gene LGI1). The record is from RefSeq and is a predicted model, not a curated record. Lineage: Eukaryota; Metazoa; Chordata; Mammalia; Pholidota; Manidae. Gene Ontology annotation, molecular function: protein binding. The transcript is spliced from 8 exons. The coding region runs from base 1 to 1947 and encodes 648 amino acids.
AUGCAAGUCGGCUCUCUCCUCCAGCAGUUGGAUCCCUCCCAUCUCACAGCACCUCACAGGUCUCCUCCCGGAGCAGUGCAUUGCUGGAGCGAGGAGCAGCUCACGAAUCAGCUGCAGGUCCCUGUUUUGAAAAGCAGAGAUACAGAGGCAAAGGAAAAGGAUGGACUCCUAUGUGACCUGGUCUUAGAUCAAGACAAUCACCAUCUGAAUUCCAGAAGCCCUGUUCAUGUUUGGGGAUAUUUUUUCGGCUGCAUGGAACCAGAGAGAAGCCAAAGGAUGGGAAAUGCCUGCAUCCCCCUGAAAAGAAUUGCUUAUUUCCUAUGUCUCUUUUCUGCGCUUUUGCUGACUGAGGGGAAGAAACCAGCGAAGCCAAAAUGCCCUGCUGUGUGUACUUGUACCAAAGAUAAUGCUUUAUGUGAAAAUGCCAGAACCAUUCCACGCACCGUUCCUCCUGAUGUUAUCUCAUUAUCCUUUGUGAGAUCUGGUUUUACUGAAAUCUCAGAAGGGAGUUUUUUAUUCACACCAUCGCUGCAGCUCUUGUUAUUCACAUCGAACUCCUUUGAUGUGAUCAGUGAUGACGCUUUCAUGGGUCUUCCCCAUCUGGAGUAUUUAAAUAUUAUGACCUAUUACAGAUUCAUUGAAAACAACAACAUCAAGUCCAUUUCAAGACAUACUUUCCGGGGACUAAAGUCUUUAAUUCACCUGAGCCUUGCAAACAACAAUCUUCAGACACUUCCAAAAGAUAUUUUCAAAGGCCUGGAUUCUUUAACAAAUGUGGACCUGAGAGGGAAUUCAUUUAAUUGUGACUGUAAACUGAAGUGGCUGGUGGAAUGGCUAGGCCACACUAACGCAACUGUUGAAGACAUCUACUGUGAAGGCCCCCCAGAGUACAAGAAGCGUAAAAUCAAUAGUCUCGCCUCCAAGGAUUUUGAUUGCAUCAUUACAGAAUUUGCGAAGUCUCAGGACCUGCCUUAUCAAUCACUGUCUAUAGACACUUUUUCCUAUCUGAAUGAUGAGUAUGUAGUCAUUGCUCAGCCUUUUACUGGAAAAUGCAUUUUCCUUGAAUGGGACCAUGUAGAAAAGACAUUCCGGAAUUAUGACAACAUUACAGGAACAUCUACUGUAGUGUGCAAGCCUAUAGUCAUUGAAACCCAGCUCUAUGUUAUUGUGGCCCAGCUGUUUGGCGGCUCUCACAUCUAUAAGCGAGACAGUUUUGCAAAUAAAUUCAUAAAAAUCCAGGAUAUUGAAAUUCUCAAAAUCCGAAAACCCAAUGACAUUGAAACAUUCAAGAUUGAAAACAACUGGUACUUUGUUGUUGCUGACAGUUCAAAAGCUGGUUUUACUACCAUUUACAAAUGGAAUGGAAACGGAUUCUACUCCCAUCAGUCCUUACAUGCGUGGUACAGGGACACCGAUGUGGAAUAUCUAGAAAUAGCCAGAACACCUCAGACACUCAGAACGCCUCAUUUAAUCCUGUCCAGUAGUUCCCAGCGUCCUGUAAUUUAUCAGUGGAACAAAGCAACACAAUUAUUCACUAACCAAACUGACAUCCCUAACAUGGAGGAUGUGUACGCCGUUAAGCACUUCUCAGUGAAAGGUGACGUAUACAUUUGCUUGACAAGAUUCAUUGGUGAUUCCAAAGUAAUGAAAUGGGGAGGCUCCUCAUUUCAGGACAUUCAGAGGAUGCCAUCGCGAGGAUCCAUGGUGUUCCAGCCUCUUCAGAUAAAUAACUAUCAAUAUGCAAUCCUCGGUAGUGAUUAUUCCUUCACACAAGUGUAUAACUGGGAUGCAGAGAAAGCCAAAUUUGUGAAAUUUCAGGAAUUGAAUGUUCAGGCACCAAGAUCAUUCACGCAUGUGUCCAUUAAUAAGCGUAAUUUUCUUUUUGCUUCCAGUUUUAAGGGAAAUACACAGAUUUACAAACAUGUCAUAAUUGACUUAAGCGCAUGACCCACCAAAUUCUGUGGCUGCCAUCAGCAACUUUCUACAGUACAUGAUCCGGAUGAAUUCAAUGCAUGACGACUCUUCUUAUCACACUUGCAAAUGAAUGCCUUUCAAACACUGAGACUGCUAGAACCAUGCACUACCAGUAUCUCCAUCCUUAACCGUCCAGUCCAGUGGUGUGGGAAGGUACCUUUUAUAAGACAAAACUGAAUUGUGUAACUGUUCUUUGCAGUGCAGAUGUGUAAAUAAGCGUUUAAUGGUAUCUGUUACUCCAAAAGAAAUAUUAAUAUGUACUUUUUCAUUUAUUUAUUCAUGUGUUCAGAAACAACUGCCAAAUAAAAUGUUUACAUUUUCUUUCAUAUCCCAAAGGUAAUUAUUUAAAGGAGCUGUUUUCUUCUUGGUGAUGGUAUUUUGAGGGAAUAGUUUUAUACAAUAGGGUUAUGUUUGGAUCAAUAAUUUAUUGUGUGAAUCAUGAGUGAAGAUGAAACACUGAUAUUGAUUACCCAUAAUUUAUAAUUUAUGAACAUGUUUAUCAGCUGAUUUUGAACAUUCAAAGGUGUUUCCAAAAGCCAUUGCUUUUAGGAACACUUUGAGGUGAAAUGGUGACAGAUUAAAAGAAGGGUAGAGAAACUUGCCUAUUAUAAGAAGACUAAUUUGAAAUAAAGAACAAUAAGACCCAUCCUUUCCUCUCUGGUAGCUCCAGCUGAAAACAUCAUUCAGACAACUUAUAGGAGAAGCUAAAGUCAGGAUUUUGGAUUUAAAAAACCCUAUUCAGGGAUUUUCUAAAUGUCUGACUCCAGAAUCAUCUGAAAGCUGAUAAAGAUUGUAAUCUUACAGCACUUGCCUCAAGUGUACCUGAUAUGAAGGCUUCUUACUCAGAUCAAGGAAGCUUCACUUCUAGACCCAGUUUUGGCACACGACUGAUCAGGUGCAGAGUCCCCAGGAAGCUCCUAUUUGAUUUUCUAAAGUCCUGCUCCUGGAUCACCUGGGCUGUUAAAGCCUCACAAUGCCUGUGAUAGAACAGGCUCUCAAAAACUGUUUUCAAAGAUGCACAUAUGUCCUCUUGUUAUAAUUUCAUAGCAAACCUCAUGAGCCUUUUAAUCUAUUCAGCCAUUUAUUGAGUACCUAUUAAGAAUGGCUAUCAUUCUGGUGGUGGCAGGGAGGAGAACUGAAAAAGAGUAGGACAUGGUCUUUGACCUCUGGGGCCUUAUUAGACCAAUUGGAGGUUAGGGCACAAAAUUUAAGCAAGCAGUGAGGGCCAAGUAUCAUCUGACCAUUAUAAGUGUCACAGACUCUCAAAGAAGAGUUCUUGGAAAAAAGUGGUCCUUGUCUGAACUUAAAGAGAAGAUAUGAUUUCAAAAGAGGAUCAUGGCAGAGAAUAUAUUUCUGGCACGAAUUGGUUGUGUGCCACCUUCACGGAGGGGAUCAGAGCUCCCUCCAGCUUAUUGCUCCCCAGAUUCUUUUACCAAAUGAGUUGGGAGGUGUGGAAGGGUAGAGAGCCACCCCACUGCCAGAAUAUAUCUGGCAAACUCGAGGCAUCAAAGUUACACACCAAAGUUACAUAGGUUCUGAGAAGCAACACUUUGUGGAGUUAGGCACAGGAACCAGAUUCCUUUAUCAGGUGGGAAGAUAAUAACUCCAACAUUGGGGUCAUGGGGGAGAAGAAAACUUCCCAACUCCUGAUCCUGUACAUAGGAAGAAUUGGCCUUUGACUCCUACUUUUUUCAGUUCCUUUUUCCUAUAAGCAGCAUACAUGCUGUUUGAGAAUACCUGCCCCAUACAGACUGGGUUGAAGUCUGGCCCUGCCAUUUACUGGCUUUGUCCACAGGCAAGUUACUUAACCUCUCUGAGUCUCAGUUUCUUCAUCUGCAAAAGGACAAUAAUGCCUACUCCAAAUCAGUGGAACAAUUAAAUGAUAUAGUGAGCACAUGGUAGAUUAAUUUUGCAAAUAUGUACGCAACAAUAGCUCCCAUCCUACACACUCUUGAGAAACUUGUCCCCACCCCAUCAGGUCAUGCCUAAUUCCCCUAUCCUUAAAUCUGUAUGGGCUUGUGACUGAUAGAAUGUGGGAGAAAUGAUCCAGUUGGACUUAAGACUAAGUCAUAAAAAUGAUAAAGCUUCUGCCUUGUGAACUGGGACAACUGCUUUUGGAGCCCUGAGCUGUCAUGUGUGAAAUCUUGCUAGCCUAAGGCCACCAUUCAGAGGAAGCCCAGACUUUGGUCAAUAGCUCCAGUUGCGGUUCCAGCCAACAGCCACAUCAACCACCAGUUCUACGAGCGAAGAUGCCUCUGGGUGAUUCUAGCCCCAGCUGACAAGUUACCACCAGCCAUCAAACCUUUCCAACUAAGGACCCAGGCAUUAAGGAGCAGAGAUAAGCCAUCUCCAUGGUGCCUUGUCCAAAUUCCUGACCCAUAGAAUCUAUGAGCACAAUAAAAUGGUUGUUUAAAACUGCUAAGUUUCGGGGGUGAUUUGUUACACAACAGCAGUGAUCAGAACAGCACAUGGGGUGCUCAACACAGAACUUGGCAUAAAUUAGCACUCCCCAAAUGCUAGCUAUAGCGAAUGGGCUCCACACCCAGAAUAUUGCAUGCUUCUGGAUCAUGCUCUACCUUAAUGUCUUAAUGUAAUUCACUUUAUUUCAUUUUUGAAGGAUAUCACCUGUUUUCAAUAUGUUAACCAUGUUCUUACUCUGUGGCAGGCACUCUGCUGAGUUCAGUGAUACAGAGAUUAAGACCUAGACUCUGCCUUUUUUGUUUUCAUAGAAGUAUAGACUAUUUAAAUUAGUUAACUGACUCUCUAGUCUACUUGAAACCUGAGACCCAGAGAUGUGAAAUGAGCUGUGUGAGGUAGGCUACUACUCCUGCACUGCUUCACUUGGUUCAGAUCUUUCUCCAUCAUGUGGUUCUCCCUUUCAAAACCUCAUCCUCUAAUCUGAAUCUUGGACUGCAGAUGGGGAGAACAGCGAGGAUGAGGAGGCUAAGAAAACUAAUUCAAGAAAGACUGAGCGGGGGGACAUAUGGUAGGGUUCACUUCUGUAGGAACUGACCGGUCUUCAGAGUGCUGUUCCCUCUUCCUGUAUCCCUCAUCCAACGUGUAUUAUAUAAUCCCGCCCCCUCUCUAGCCACAGAUGAUUGGACCUGGACUGAACUCCUGAUCCAGGUGUUUAACUCAGAAGUUGGGCUCAACCUGAGCCAAUCCACUUCUCUCUCCAGGUAUUUGGAAUGCGGAGAGCAGAGGCUGGGUUAGUUAGCCACGGGCACCAGAUUUGUAAAAUGAUGAUCUUAGGUCAAAUACCUCAAAGCAGAGGGGUUUACUGAGGGAGCGCUCUCAGGCUGUGCCUGUAAGGGAGUGAGAAGAGCAUGGGGCAGCAGAAGACGCCAUGCAAGGAUGUCAUUUCAGGAGCAGCUAGCUUCAGCAUCACCCCACAGGCAACUCUAGAGCAUGAAUUGUACCACAGAGUGUGUCCUGCCCUGAGGCAAGGGGAAUGGGAGUUCAUACCCCUCAUCUGACAGUCAUUGACGAAAGAGUGUGGAGCAUAACCUUCCAGACAUCUCCAGCAGAGAAGGUUCCAUUCAGCUAAGGGCAAUCCUCCAGAGAAGGGCACAAAUGUGAGCUGUUAUUAACCAACACCCAUGGCAGCUGCAGGAUGGGUGCAUCAACCUAGUAAAGGGCAUCUGGGUGGGACACCAACAGCAUAUGCUGCAGCAAUGUUGACUAAGGCCCUGAAGACACCAUUUUGGAGCAGCCAUGAUGGUCCACAUACCAGAAGAGCAGGAGGAAGCUGGUCCGAAAGUGAGAAGAGAAUGAACUUAGAGAAGAGAACUCAGAGAGGAGCAGAGGUGAAAAACUACACAGUCUGAGGGAGAGAAAAAAGAGGAAAGAAAAGAGAGAAAGAGUAUGAAAAG